GUGAUACCCCGAUUCAUUAUAUUUGGCGCGAAUAAUUUGAAAAAAAUAAUCUGGUCCACAAGGGUCUAAAACACUGUAUAUAGUACUAUAGACUAAAUGCAGGGACUACAUACUUUUAUACUACUGUAUUUGAUAGAAAUACACUGAAAGACAAAGAUGGUGAAGGCACGAUCAAAACGCAGGACAGCUUCAUCAGAUACAGUUGGAGGUUCCCCGAGAAAAAAGGCUGCAUCGGGAGAUGACCAACAUGACAGAAGUGUGUUUGGCCAACUUAUCUCUGAAGCAGGAUACUGCCUUAAGAAGGGAAACAGACAAAAUGAAAUCAAAGUGGAUCAGGUGAUGUUCCAGAGGAAUUUAACUGCUGCAAUAAAAGAUCAUGGGAAUUACCCUUCUGUAGUGGAGGAGUUUGCAGAGGCAUUCAGAACACAUAUUGAAGAUCAAAAUAGAUUGAAAUGGUGUUUGAUGCCUACGCUUACAGCAAGCAAUUGUGAAGAAAGCGCCAGGGGAGGGAACCAAGACAGCCUUGUUAGAAUGAUCUUCCACAUAGAUUCCCUUCAGACUUCGAUGAUGCACGUUCUUCUUGAGAAGCUGGCAGAGUUCAGCGCAGAUGAUUCUAAUGUGUUGGAGGGUACAGAAACAUUUAAUCUACCACGUCUUAUCCUCAACCAGUUCAGGUGGCUUGAUAGAAUUGUCAACUGCCAGGAACUGACUGAAAAGCUGAUAGAAAUGAUCGGGUUAACAAAUAUUGACAUUCAGCGGGACAUCAUUGCUUGCAUACCAGAGGUGCUGGAUGAUAGUGAACACAGUAAUGUCGCCCGUCAGCUCAGGGACUUGCUUCUGGAGAGCAAUGAGUUGACUGUUCCCAUAUUAGAUGCUCUUACAAACCUUAACAUACCAGCUGAUCUUUUAUCAGAGAUGCAGGGCACUGUGUUACGAACUCUCAAAUCUGUAGCUCUAGACGACCUGCCAGUUGUUGUGAAAUUCUUACUUCAGACAGCAACAAGCAAGGAUGUGGCGCAGGUAGUCUCUGAGCUACGUCAGAAUUUAGAUUUUGAGUCCAGUUUUCCUCCAGUCUCUUCCUCAACUCCACAUACUAACAGAAGGUCGAAGAUUGUUAAAGAAAAUAGCAAGCAGGGUGUAGAGGCUUUGAUCCUUGAUGCUAUGCGCUCUGCAGUGCGGUUCCAGAAGAGUUUGGCAGAUACAUGGAUCAAGGUGAUAGAGACAGUGAAGACACCAUCAGACCAUAAAGUGAUCGACAUCUUCCUAUUGAUCAUAAUCCAUAGCUCCACAUCACGCAAGAAACCUGUGGAGAGUCUUCUCCGUAAUAAAGUCAGGAAAGGUGCCAUCACAGAGAUGCUCCUUCAGGUCACAUUUGGGGGACAUGCUGAGGUAUUACGUGACUACUUUCCAUCCAUUUUACACCUGGCUGAGGUGCUACUGAGGUCCCCUGAACCACAAGUCAGCAGUUUUGCAGGUUCCAUGUAUAAACACGCAUUCUCAUCAUUCGACUCAUAUUGUCAACAGGAAAUAGUUGGCCAGCUGGUAACUCACAUUGGGAGUGGUAUGACAGCUGAAGUAGAUGCCUCUUUAGCCAUCCUAGCAGACCUUGUUAAUACAAACUUACAGCGGAUGGCACCAUUUGCCAUAUUUGUUAAGGGUGUGCUGGACUACCUAGACAACCUAUCUAUGAGUCAGAUCAGAAAGCUCUACUCCAUGCUCAGUAUGCUAGCCUUCCAACCUGGUGAGGAAGGGGGCCUCAUACAAGAUGACCUACACAUUGUCAUUAGAAAACAACUCUCCAAUAACAACACAAGAUACAAGAGGAUGGGUAUUAUAGGUGCUCUUAUGGUGGUUAAGUGUAUGGCCAGUACAAAGCCUGAUUCAAGUCUUGACAACUCCUCAACUUUAGACACGGGGGUAUCAGAAGACAUCUAUAAUCAAGUAGUUAACCUGCUGCAACUGGUACGUGCCAGUAGUGACUCAGUACCAGAGACUUCUGCUCUCUUCAUGGAUGAACUUGCCUGUAUUGUGGAACAAGGGAACUUGGACACUAAGGUUGAGACAUGGAUCAGUGAGAAUGUAAUUAGUGAUUUCCAGGACGAUUAUGUGGUUGAUAUAGACAAAUCACCCAAUACAAGAAACAGUCUUCUAGAAUGGGAGUCUCUACUUGGCUUAGAUGAUGAAGAGGAGGGAGGUAUAGCAAUCAACCUGCUCCCACUUCUCAUGCAGAAUAUGAAACAAAAACAAACACUUACUAAUCACAGUAAAUCGAAACAAAGGUUAGUCUCUCCAGCUGGUCUAGCCCCACACUUUAGACUGUUACGUGUGUGUGAGCAGAAACAACGCAAUGGCAAUCUGGAAGAGAUAGAUGCACUGCUAGGGUGUCCUGUGAAUAUGUUCAAGAUGGAAAUAUUAAGCAAGGUUGAAUCUCUGUCAUCCACAGAGAAAGAACUCAUCUGUUCAUCUAUGUUCUAUCUGGUCAACUGGUUUAGAGAGGUUGUAAAUGCCUUUGCCAGUCAGGAUGACCCAGAAAUGAAGGGCAAAGUUAUCUCUCGACUCCAGGCCAUCACAACUAUUCACAAACAACUCGAGAAAUGUCUUUCAGUUGUCGGGAAAUAUGUUCCCCCUGUGUGUCACUUUGCUGCCGAAGAUUCACUUCUACCCACAGUUAGUAAACCUCCUCAAGCUGCACGAAAUCCAAAGAAAGCUUUGAAUAAAAGGAAGCGGGAUAGCCCUGACACCACCAUUGACAGCCAAACUAGUCAAACAACCCAGUUAAACAAGUCAACAGAAGAUGAUAAAGUUCCUUCAAAUGGACCUUCCAUCAGUAUAGCCAACUAUAAAUAUUAUUUUAGAGAGUUGGACAUGAGUGUGUUCAGUAUACUGUCUACUACUUUCAUUACAAAGGCUGCACUGGACACCAAUAUGAACACUGAAGAGAGUACAACAUUGAGGCUCCAACCAGAACAACUAGAGUUUCUAUUAGAAGACCUCUCUAGUAAACUAGACCACUCCCUGAUUGCAUCUGCUAACAAACGCAGGACAUUCCUUAAAACAAAGAAUGAUAAAUCUGUUGGUCACUUCCACCUUGACCAGUUCACUCCAACAGAUGUCUGUCAAAAACUUACAGAACUCUUGCCCUCACUGUGUGCUCACCUAGAGGGCGCCAGUGCAUUCUUUCAAACGAUGAUAGCUGAGAAUGAUGGUGUAUUAGAUGGUCCCGGUUGUCAUAGUGAUGAAGCAAACACAAUGGCCCGUUGCUAUCAUCAUAUUCUACAAAUAAUGCUUUCUCUUCUUUCAUGGUGUGGUCAUCAGUUGCCUGAGAAUAGAGUCAGGUUGAAGGAACUAUUGGGUGUCCUUGCAUCAAGAACCAAAACAUUUAGUCAGUCGCAACUUCCUAUAUUAGACCUGUACAGAGAUACAUUCAAGUACUUUGAAAACUUUGUUAGUGAUGUGCCAAAUAUCUCUACUGCUGUUCUCCUGACUCGGCUCCUUGUUACCAUAGCAACCAAAACAGAGAAGGAGGAAUUCAAUAAACGAAUAGAAACUGUGACAGGUGCAAUUUUGAAGAGGGAAUGGUUCAAUGAAGAUGGGGAGCGGGAAAAAGGUGCAAAGUUUAAUGAAAACUUGCAAAUUUUACUCAAGUACCAUGUGGAAUACAGUGAAGACAAACUAAGCCAGUUAGAGGCAAUAUCAUCUGUCGGAAUACCAGAGCUAGUCGAAACACACAAGAAAGGAUGUUCAGAGACAUAUCCAACUUUGACCAGGUGCUCCUAUCCUGUGUACUACAAGGUGCUACUGUCAGAACUGGUAGAUCAUGUCAAAAACUUUUCGAUAUCAAAACAAACAGAAACUGCAGAGAGUCGUCUGGAGAAGUUAAUAAAGUGGAACUUGGCUGUAAGAAUCUUCCACAUACUUGUCAACCUUAUUAAGGCAUUUGAUGCAAGAACCAAUCUAGGUGCUGUACUGAAAUAUGGGCGUCAGUUUGUUGAUCACUUCCUGCGCAGUGGCAUGCCACUCAUGGAUGGGAUGUUUAGGGCACACAAAGAGGAUGUACAGGGUUUACUUAAGAACCUUCAGCUUAGCACCAGGUCAUUACAUCACAUGUGUGGACAUUCCAAGAUCCUCAAAGAUGUGUCCAUUACAAAGCAAGUGCCACUGUUGAAGAAGACUCUAGAGGCAUUUGUGUAUAGAGUGAAAGCCAUGCUGACAUUGAACAAGUGCCUGGAAGCAUUCUGGAUGGGCAAUCUCAAAAACAGAGACUUAAAGGGGGAAGAGAUACUGUCCCAGGUGUCUCACAAUGCAGAUGGUUCAGACACAGAUAAUGAUGCAGAAAGUUUACCAGAGGACUCCAGUUCAGACAGUGAACAGGAGGGGAGUGAGCACAGUAACAGCGACACCAGGUCAGAGGUCACGGCCAUUGAGGAGGAAUCUUACAGCGAAAGUUAUUAACAUUGACUUGUAUGAUUGAACUGGAAUGAGAGGAAUAUUACAACAUUUAAACCCAUAGUCCAAAGAACAUAUAUCAUUUCUUAUAUUUUCAAAUAUUCAAAGUGGCGACUUGGCCCACAAAUAUUAAUAGUUUUUGUACAAGUCAGUUCCAAUAUUACAUUUGCAAUUAAUUGUAUUGAAAGAACAAUGUUAAAUAAUCAAAAUAUUGAUACGUAUGCUUAGUACUACAUGUACUGUAUAUUGAAUUAAAUAAGUGGCAAAUAAAUACAUGAACAUACCUUA
This is a messenger RNA of Owenia fusiformis, 4734 nucleotides long. Lineage: Eukaryota; Metazoa; Annelida; Polychaeta; Sabellida; Oweniidae. The record is from the annotation of a GenBank genome assembly.